AUGAGGCCGCUUACAACAAUAUUGCUUGCAACAGCCCAUCUGCUCCUUGGCCCGGUGCCAACUUCAUCCGCAGCAUGGCUGGAACCAAGACAUCACCUUACAAACCGUGGCGGUUUUGCAAAGAUGGGGAGUGGAAUCAAGGCGGUAGUGCAUCCUCACCUGGAGCUGGUCGGCAGUGGCACGUUCGAUCAGCUCCUUGAUCAUCAUAACCCCUCCAAGGGUACCUUCAAGCAGCGGUAUUUCUGGGAUGCCUCGAGCUGGGCCGGUCCUGGCUCGCCUGUUUUCCUCUUUAACCCUGGCGAGGAUUCUGCAGACGGCUAUGUUGGAUAUCUCGACAAUCGUACACUUCCUGGGCUAUACGCCGAUACCUUUCAGGGGGCUGUCAUAGUAAUAGAACACCGCUACUGGGGCAAGAGCAUCCCCGUCGACAUCCUGACGGCCGAAACUCUCCAGUACCUGGACGUGCCCCAAAGCAUCAUGGACAUGACGCACUUCGCCAAGACGGUGCAGCUGAGCUUCGACAAGUCUGGCAACGGCGGUGCCAACGCGGACAAGGCACCCUGGGUACUGAUCGGCGGCUCGUACUCCGGCGCCCUCGCGGCUUGGACGCAAAAGCUCAGCCCUGGCGUGUUUUGGGCAUACCACGCCACGUCUGCCGUCAUCGAGGCCGUGCACGACUUCCACACCUACUUUGCGCCCAUCGAGGCGGCCCUUCCGCGCAACUGCAGCGCCGACGUCCGCGCCGUCGUGGCCCACGUCGACCGCGUGCUCGACUCGGGCAACUCGACGGCCGCGCGGCUGCUAAAGCGCAUGUUUGGGCUCGAGCACCUCCGCCACGACGAUUUUGCCGAGCAGAUCACCACGCCCAUCUGGAAGUGGCAGGGGGAUCACAGUGCCGUCUUUGCCUUUUGCGACUAUAUGCAGUCAGACGACGGGAGGAUCGUGAACGUCGACCUGGCCAGCGACAAGGGGCUUGGCCUGGAGAAGGCGCUGCCGUUGUAUGCGAGGUUCGUGAACGACACACGAGGAGAGGUUUGCCGGCAGUUCAACUGCGACUCGCACAGCAAUGCGCGGGGAUUCAACACACCGACGGACCUCUCGGGCAGGAGACAGUGGGACUGGAUGCUAUGCCACAACCCUUUCGGCUGGUGGCAGGUCGGCCCGCCAAAAUCGGACGGCACCAAUAUCGUGUCAUCGCACAUGCGCCCGGAGCACUUCUCGCGGCAGUGCGCCCUCAUGUUCCCUACGACGGGCGGCUUCAACAGCGGUUCGGUGAGGGGCUUCACCGAGUCGAUGCUGAACGCGUGGACGGCCGGCUGGGACGCCGACUUUGAGCGCGUCAUCUUUUGCAACGGCGGCGACGACCCCUGGAACAGCGCCACCGUAACCUCCAAGUUUCGACCGGGCGGCCCGCGCCGGUCCACCGACAAGGCCCCCGUGUUUGUGAUCCCUGGCGGCAUCCACGUGCCUGACCUGAUCGUGGACGACACGCCCUCGGAGAGCCUGGUUGUGGCCCAGGAGCUUGAGAUAAUGGGGAGGUGGCUGGGAGAGUGGAUUGAGGAGCAUAGCCGGGAACCUUGA
This is a messenger RNA of Pyricularia pennisetigena, 1581 nucleotides long. RefSeq lists its product as uncharacterized. Gene Ontology annotation, molecular function: dipeptidyl-peptidase activity; serine-type exopeptidase activity. Gene Ontology annotation, biological process: proteolysis. NCBI's taxonomy places the organism in Eukaryota, Fungi, Ascomycota, Sordariomycetes, Magnaporthales, Pyriculariaceae. The coding region runs from base 1 to 1581 and encodes 526 amino acids. The record is from RefSeq and is a predicted model, not a curated record. The transcript is spliced from 3 exons.